AAAUAAGUGUAUUAGAAAAGGGACUAAAUUUCAAUGUAUCAGUGGACAAGCUGAAACCUGAGGAUGUCAUUCCUAAACCCUAAAAUAGAAAUAGCACUAAAUUGGAUAGACAAAACAACAGCUGAAGAAGUACGUGCACAAUGUGCACUUACAUUAAAACGACAAAAAUGUGGAAAGCCUAACCUGACAAAACAAGAGAUAGAAGCCCUAAAACACCUUAAGAAUAACAAAGAUAUAGUAAUCACAAAGUCACACAAAGGAAAUGCAACAGUAAUAUUAGACAAAUUAGACUACACGGACAAGGUAAAUACUCACAUACAAACAGGACCAUAUGAGGAAAUUAAUAAAUCAAUAGACAGUUAUGAAUAAAGUUAAGAAAUCCACA
Trichobilharzia regenti is the source of this 385-nucleotide messenger RNA. The record is from the annotation of a GenBank genome assembly. Lineage: Eukaryota; Metazoa; Platyhelminthes; Trematoda; Strigeidida; Schistosomatidae.